AACAAGUACAUUUUGGAGAUGUUAUGUCCCAAGAUAGACGACUUACCACAGGCACUCCACAAGGAAGUUUGCUCUCGCCCAUCCAUUACACCUUGCUUACUAGUGAUUUCUCUUGUUCGACUGCUUCAUCUUGUCACGUAGUAAAGUAUGCAGAUGAUACUUGUAUCAUUGGCUUGAUCACCAACACCGCUGAGGUUGCACAUGGGGAUACAAUGGCGCUUUUCAGGUUUACGGUCGUUUUUCUGGCUUUAACGUGCCUUAUGAUGGGCCAAAUGAUGGUGCAUGGAAGAAGCGCCGGGGGCCGGGGACUGGUGUAUGACGACGACGAUUUCACUGAACGUCAAGCAAGAAAGGCUGUCCUUGAGCGUAACAAGCGUUCUUCUUCAAGCUCAGGAUCAAGCUCGGAUGCAAGCUCGUCUUCAAGCUCAGAGUCCAGUGCCGAGAUAGAAAGAUCCACCAUAACUCGAUGUGCAGGUGAUGAUGCAGCUGCUAUCUCUUGUGAAGAUGACCAAACGAUAAAUAUCGUCAGCGCUGAUUUUGGCCGUCGUGAUAUGACCACUUGUAGUGAUGGUGUUACUAAUCCAAAUCGUUUAAACGAAGACAACUGUCGUUCGACGACAGCCCAGCCAGAGGUCCAAGACCUGUGUAACGGCAUGGUAACUUGUGACAUUCCUACGACCAGUGCCGCUUUAGGCGGCAAUCCCUGUCAGGAUAUAGCCAAGUACAUCACAGUAGUCUACGAUUGCAUACCGUGUGAUUGUGAAUAUUGACGUAAUGUGUAAUACGCUUCACAUUAAUGUACAUCAUAACACACAACCCAAUGAAUAUGCAAAUGUCUUUUGUUGCGCGCAGUUGCAUGUCAUUCAUUUACACCUCCGCAGUUAAAUUACCGCGUCAUAUCUGAACGUACCUUAAUUGUUCACUUAUGUGAAAGCAGAAAAAUAAGAGAAAUAGCGAAAGUUUGAAAUAAAUCGGACAAACAACGAGAAAGUUAUAAAAGUUUUAAAUAUAAGAUGCCUUUUAUUUGGAAUCUCAAAUCAGAAACCUGAUUGGGGGUACAUAAUUAACUCAACAUAAUUUCAAAAAACGUAAAUAUUACUGUUAUUUUUUUUUUUUAAUUUGAUCAAACCACUUCUUUGAUUAUCAAUUUAAUGUGAUUACGUAUCUGAAUCUUCUUUGGAACAAACAUCUUCAUGAAAGGAGGUGACAAUCUGGUAUUUUGUCUAAAACAUUAACUGAAUAGAAUUUUUAUCAAACGUAAAUUAGAUUUAUUGAAUAGUAUGUUCACAUAAGCUAACAUAACGGGAAUCAUGGUAUCACUAUAGUAUGUGUAAAUAUAGUAUAAAGUAUAGUAUACAAAUAAACACUGGCUUGAUAGGUUCUAGUUAAAACUAUGGUACUACAUGUAUUUGAGUCAUAGAGGCAUAUAGUUUUAACCAGCACCUCGAAAAGAAGGAUUGGUAUAAAUGUUAUAUAUCUUGCAUCAAAAACAAAAGCAAAUUAUUGAAAUUUAAUGUUUAAGCGUUUUAAACAUUUUGGAAUUCAAUAAAGGUCAUUGAAAUGAGAAAAACAUUAUCACUUACAUUUUUUAAAUUUAAAAUGUCAUAGUUGUGAUAAAAAUAAUUUUUAAAAAGAAUUGUAUUUUUUUUAAACUCCCAAAUAGUACUCCAAAGUAGUUCUUCUACUACCAAAUAGUACUUUUUCAGAGCAACCUUAAAAUGGUUGAAAUAUUUCUGGUCACGUGAAGAGCUCUCAACCAAUCAAAAACCAAUAAAUUGUUGAUGCAGGAUAUAAUAUAGUAUAGUAUGUAUGGUACCUCCUCUUCUCAUGAAAGAUAGUGUAUUAGAGGAAUGCUCAUACUUGUUGCAGCAUACGAACAUUAUGAACUGCGAUAGGCCUAUAUGUAGUAAGCGGGUAAGCAUUCACACGAUUAAUGUCUAUUUACAUGACUUUGUACAUUGUAUGUGUACUGUAUAUUAUUAGAAUUCGUUGUAAAAUCAUCGUUACAAUAGAAAGCAACACAAUGUAUGUUAAUGUACUUUCUUAAAAUCUCAGAUAACUUUAGAGAUGAGGAAGGAAAGGCGAGGGAAUGUAGGGAGAAAAGCAGAUGGAGGGGCUAAAAGUGGAAUGCUUUGAUAAGUUAUUUAAAGUUUAGUUGUUAAAUUUAGUUUGUCUCCUGUAAUCAAAGUAAAGCUAUGUGUCAUAAAGAUUGACAUAUAUUUGUAACGUUCACGGCUCAUAGACAAAUUGUUUAAUUUAUUAAAUAG
Strongylocentrotus purpuratus (purple sea urchin) is the source of this 2267-nucleotide messenger RNA. RefSeq lists its product as uncharacterized. NCBI's taxonomy places the organism in Eukaryota, Metazoa, Echinodermata, Echinoidea, Camarodonta, Strongylocentrotidae. Gene Ontology annotation, molecular function: carbohydrate binding. The record is from RefSeq and is a predicted model, not a curated record. The transcript is spliced from 4 exons. Bases 24 to 770 code for a protein of 248 amino acids.